Molecule: messenger RNA, 918 nt
Organism: Hydatigera taeniaeformis
Lineage: Eukaryota; Metazoa; Platyhelminthes; Cestoda; Cyclophyllidea; Taeniidae
Source: the annotation of a GenBank genome assembly
AUGACUGUUCUCUUUCAAGGCCUACCGAUCAACCGUGCCUCCCAAAUGCAGCAAUCCAAAUCCUCAUUCUCGGAGGACAUCCCCAUUCCGCCACACGCCUAUGAUGAGAUGGAGCUCUUUGCUAGUCAGGGCCGUCGAUUCCAGUCCCACACUACCUCUAGCCUUGGCAGUGCACAGCAGGGCUUGUCAGAAGAGGUGCUUCUAGCAGCAGCCCGAGCUGUCGAAGACAAUGACGGUAACGGUAGCGGCGGUGGUGGUCUUGGUGAUCUAGCUAAUCUAACUUCUGCAUCGGCACUAGACAAUCUAGAUGGAGUUGUUCAGUCCGCCUCACAUCACCUUCACCACCAACAGCAACUACUUCUUCUUCACGCCGUGGAGGGGGCCGGAGUAGGUGACUAUGAUGAUGAUGCUGUCGCUGCAGCGACCGCCAAAGUGUCGCCUGCUUGGACAGCAAAGUACACGUUGAGAAGCCACUUUGACGCCAUUAGAUCGGUGACUUUCCACCAUGCAGAUCAAAUUCUUCUCACAGGCAGUGAGGACUGCACUCUGAGAGUGUGGAGUCUUGCAAAAAGGGUGCAGGCAAAGAAAUCCUCUUGUUUAGAUGUUGAACCGAUGUAUACCUGCCGUGGUCAUACUGCUCCCGUUCUCUGCGUAACACUGCUUAGCAUUUCACCGACAGGCAAGGACAACAUCGUUUCGGGCCGCAGUAGCCCUUUGGAGACUGCUCUGGAAAUAAAUUUUGCCUUUUCUGGCUCCCUGGAUGGUGAGAUUCGCACCUGGCGCUUGGGUGGUCUCCAGCUUAUGCUCUAUGAGGCCUUUGAUCCUAGUGUUGGAGGACCCUUAUUGAAGGGUCAUUCUGAUGCUGUCUGGUCCGUUGCUGCUCGCGUAAGUGUCAUCUUAUUACCAUGGGACACGUAA